This is a messenger RNA of Drosophila subpulchrella, 1240 nucleotides long. RefSeq names its product peritrophin-44. The record is from RefSeq and is a predicted model, not a curated record. The transcript is spliced from 2 exons. Lineage: Eukaryota; Metazoa; Arthropoda; Insecta; Diptera; Drosophilidae. Gene Ontology annotation, cellular component: extracellular region. Bases 1 to 1092 code for a protein of 363 amino acids. Gene Ontology annotation, molecular function: chitin binding.
AUGGGAGGUACGUUGGCCCUAGAAACGGAUAUACCACUCGCUUUCAACGCAAGGAUCUGUGUCCUGGCGGCCUGCCUUCUGAUGGCCUCGCAGGCCAGCGGCUACACGAUGGAGCAGAUGUGUGCCCAGUGGUCGGGCGAGGGAUACGUAGGCAAUCCGAGCAACUGCCGCGCCUGGGGAUACUGCAGGGCGCAGCAGCUGGUGUCAUGGAAUACCUGCGACGACGACCUGAUCUUCAACCCGCAGACGGGAAAAUGUUCCGAUCCCUCGACGACGAUAUGCACCACCAGUGCUAAUCGAACUUGCACAGCGGCCGCCUCGCCCAUGUAUGUGGCCGAUCCGCUCAACUGCACCCAGUAUUGCUACUGUGACGGCAAGGGAGGACUCUCCUACGGCAACUGCGGCAAGGGUGGUGUCUACCAGGCCAGCACCAAGUCCUGUGUGUGGGGACCUGCCUGCCCGCAGGACACCAUCUGCCGGUUCAUGUUGUCGAACAUCUUUGUCGGCGAUCCGGAGAACUGCGGUUCCUACUAUAACUGCGUGAAUGGCUAUGGAACCUCCGCCAAAUGCGCCGAUGGUCUGUACUAUAAUGUUGUGAACGGCCUGUGCCAGUCGACCAAUCCCUGCACCAGCAGCGAUAACACCAAUGGAAACACCGGCCAGUUUACGGUUGGGUAUAAAAAUGCAGAUAUAUGCAAUAUUACAAACUUUGAAGAUGCAGAGGAUGUCUUUUUGGGCAAUAACACUACGGCAGAGACCUAUAAGUACGUCUCUGACUUUACCACCUGCUAUGGGUUCUACUUUUGUUCAGCAGAAAAUGCCACUGGUGUUUGGAACCAAUGUCCCACCGGUACCCAAUUCAAUCCCAAAGCGGCCAAGUGCGUUUCGCCGGCCUCCUAUGCCUGUCCCUACAACCGAUGUGGCAACGUAGAGAGCACCUUCAUGGCCGCAUUGAACACCACCUGCCAGAGCUACACCAUCUGCUCCAGCGGAUUGACCGGAACUUGCCCCACCACCUCGCGGUACUACGACGAAGUCAACAAUAUUUGCACCACAACUAAGCCCGAUUACACCAUUUGCGGAUCGACCUAAGUUUGGGCCGAAAUACCUUAUUCAACAUCCAGUUAUAUAAAAUAACAAAAUUCCCUUCAGUGUCUUGAACUCUACCCCUGGGAAAAGUAUUCAAAAUAAAUAAAUAAAAAAAAUCCUCGACAUCGACCUUUCGAUUUCGUUUGAAAUA